Messenger RNA from Diospyros lotus (date-plum), 1317 nucleotides. RefSeq lists its product as uncharacterized. The record is from RefSeq and is a predicted model, not a curated record. The coding region runs from base 621 to 1112 and encodes 163 amino acids. The transcript has 4 exons. NCBI's taxonomy places the organism in Eukaryota, Viridiplantae, Streptophyta, Magnoliopsida, Ericales, Ebenaceae.
GAUUGAUCGAUUUCCCCAACUCGCAAAAUUAGAACUUCCCAAUGUUGGUAGUGUUUUAUCAGCAAUUCUUUCGAACGUGUCGGCGUUUCGAAGUGGGAGUCAUCUAUCCUUUUGGGAAAAUGCUAUCUAUUCAUGUGUUCCAGUGAACUCGGACCAGUGUGCUACAGAAGGUCGCAGAUCUGAUAUAGAGGACCCAGUGCGAAAUUUCUACAUUCCAGUGAGCCAAAGAUUACAAGACAUGCUUUACAAAGUCUUGGGGUUCUUAGGUAACGUUAAUUUAAUUUUGGCUGAAAUUUAAUUACAGCAUUCUUGACUUAAUUUUGCAACUCUAGUGCCUCCCAUUAAACACAUCGGGGAGAAAAAAAAAAAAGCAUUGUCAGGCAGUUCAGCUCGUGAAUUUGGCGUGCCAACAAAUUAAAACUCUAAAUGAGUACGAGGCUUAUGAAUCAAUUGUGAAAGGCCCACUGCUUUCCGCAGCAGAAUUUGGAGUUAAAGAGGUGGUGGAACAAAUUUCGCAGCAGUUUCCGGAUACAAUUUUGUUUCGUGAUAGAGAAGAUCGUUCUGUAUUGGAUUUGGCAAUUUUACAUCGUCAGGAAAAAGUUUUCAACUUCAUAUAUCGUAUGGAUCUAUGUAAAAAUCUCUUGUCCCACCACUUGGACAUGGAAGAUAACAGUAUAUUGCACUUGGCGGGGACACUGGCGCCUCUAAGCAAACUAAAACUAAUUCCUGGUGCAGUACUUCAAAUGCAACGUGAGAUGCAAUGGUUUCAGGAAGUCAAGAAAUUUCUGCCAUCCAAAUUUAGACUGAAGGAUAACGAAUUUGGAGAAACUCCUGCAGCGCGAUUUACUGUGCAACACGAGGACCUAGUACGUGAAGGAGAGAAUUGGAUGAAAGGUGUAGCAAAUUCAUGCACAAUUGUGGCAUCCUUGAUCGCCACUAUAGCGUUUGCUGCUGCAAUCACUGUUCCCAGCGGCAAUCACGAUAAUACUGGCCUCCCGAUUUUCUCUAAUGAAAGUGCAUUCAUCGUCUUUGUCUUUUUAAAUGCAUUAUCUUUAUUCACAGCCGCCACUUCUCUAUUGAUCCAUCUUCACUUCACGAUAUGGGGAAAGUGAUUUUCUUUAUGUUCUUCCCAAGAGGCUGAUAAUUGGUCUUGUCACCUUAUUUCUCUCCAUAACAACCAUGAUGAUAGCCAUCACUGCUGUCCUUUGUCUUGUGGCGAGCAAACACAAGGAAAAGAUACUAAUUCCUGCAGCAGUAGUAGCUAGUGUUCCAAUCUAUAUUUUCACGUCCUUGCAGUUCCCUCUCCUCUUGGAUCUA